Tilletiopsis washingtonensis is the source of this 2790-nucleotide messenger RNA. RefSeq lists its product as hypothetical. The transcript is spliced from 3 exons. The coding region runs from base 12 to 2669 and encodes 885 amino acids. The record is from RefSeq and is a predicted model, not a curated record. Lineage: Eukaryota; Fungi; Basidiomycota; Exobasidiomycetes; Entylomatales.
CCCUCUCCCGCAUGCCGCGCCCCGAGCGCACCCCUCUCCGCACUUCUCUCGAGGCCGCAGCAUCGCACAUGCAACAGCCUCUCACAGCGCAUGCGCUGGCUCGCCUCGGCGGCGCUUCGGCCUCCUCUGGCGCCGUCGAGGCCUACGUGGCCUCACAGGCGCAGCAGCACUUCGCCGCUGCGCCGCCGCGACUUUCGAUGCCUGCUCAGCCGGCACCGCACGACCGCGCCGCCUUUACGGGCACGCCACGGCCUGAGAAGGAGCCGCCGGCACUGAGACCUGCGCUGGUGCCGCGACAGCCGGUCGCCCGGCACGAUGGCGCCAUCACGGACUCGGCAGUGCCGGAGAAGAGCAAGAGCGUCGGACGGGCAAGGUCGAUGCGCGCUAGAGACGAGGACCGUGCGUCGCGGCCAGUGGCCGAGCCGUCCAGCGGAGCAGCAGAGAAACGGACGAUCGAACAGGCAGGGCAUCGCUCCGACAAGAGGGCAGCUACUGCUGAUCGUACACGGCCGAACGUCGCAGCACCGGCCUUGCCAGCUAACGAGGCUCGUGGGCUGCCGGAGGGCUACUGGGCAGACGAAGCAGCCGUAGCAGCACGGCUUGAGGCGCGAAAGCUCGAGCGUCGCGAUCGCAAGGCGCAGCGCAAUGGCAUUCAGCCAGCGGAGGCCACACCAAAGACAGCAGCAAGAGUAGUAGACCGCAGUGCCCCGCACGCCACGCUGCUACGCCGGGCCAGUCGGCAGUCGAGCAAGUCGCGAGGACGCGCAGAAGAUGCUGAAGAGGAGGAGCUACCAGAGAGGGGCAAGGGCCGAAAGCGAGGCACGACCACGGCGGAGGAGACGCGCUCGAAGCGGCUGAAGAAGCAGACGGCGAAGAUCUCGCUGUUGCCGAGCACGCGAAGCGGCAGUAGCCGGCUGACGAACGCACCGGCCCGCGAGCCCCUACUUGGCCUCUUCAACCACGGCGCCGCCUCCGGCCCGACGAUGCGCGGACCACGCGGCACGCGCAGCACGCCGACGGACCUGAUGUUCCGCGAGCGUCCGUUCCUGCAAGGCAAGACGGCAGGCGGCAGCGGCCGUACGAAGCGGCGCUUGAUCCAUGCUGAAGAUGAUGCCGAGGCAUCGGAGGCGAGCGUGGACGAUACGAGGGAGAAGAGCAAGAGGCGCAAGGCGCUCCCGCCUGCGGACGAACGCCAAGCCGCCGAGCGACUCGAGCCUCAAGAAGCGACGGGCAGCGUUGAUUCCGAUGCAAGCGAGGCGCAUUCGGCGCACUCGCUUGCGCAGCGGCGGCGAGACAAGUCGAGCAAGGACGCGCUCGAGGCGGGCCCUGGCGCAACAUCGGCCUCCGACCCGUCUGCGCAACUGCAAGACGAGGACGACGCACGCUUGCUGCUCUUCCAUCAACGCCAGCGCGAGGUGCAAACGUCGCCUGAAUGGCGCUCCGCGACGUAUGCGCAGCGCCAGCGUCCCGCGUCACCAGUCCGGCCUUAUCGGCCAAUCAUCGACAGCAGAGCCGCUUCGCGAUCGACUGCCUCGCCUGAGCCGCCGGCGCGUGCGGCACGCGCCUCGCUGCAGCGCUCCAGCACUGCUCCGGAAGCACAGCCUGCAUCUUCGUCGUGCGCUCCGCUGCGCCAUCUGCACCCGCUCGAGCGUGCCGUCGAGCAUUCCGUGCCCGAGACUCGCGGCGGCGGCCUCAUGGCGUUCGGACCGGGCGCAGCCGUGCCCUCGAAUGCCUGGCGGGCACCGCACCGGCUAGCGGAGCUGCACCGCGGCGGUACCUCCGGCGAGCAAGAUCUGGCAGCGUUGCCACGGCCGCGAGGUGCGCCGCCGCAGCCGCUCGAGCACCUGGGCUUGGCGCUCGAGACUUCCUCUGAGCCUGGCGGCAUCGAGACACGCCGAGCCGAGCCGCGUCUGCACCGCAGCAGCUCGUUUGAGGCUCUGCUGCGCGCGUGCGAACGCGGCGAGCUCUCACCAGAGCCCCAAGUACGAGCUUCUGUGCCGCCAAACGAGGCGCUUGCCUGGCCACCGCGAGCGCCGCAACCAUUCCAGCGACCAGAGCUGCGCGCUGUCUCGCCACACGCAUGUCCAGAGCAAGACGAGCUCUGCGAGCAGGUGCUAGUGCAGCUCGAAGAAGCGAAUGCCUUCGACUGGGACGCCGAAAGCGUCGCAGGCGCUCGCAUGCCUGCCCGACAGUCGCAUCAUCUCGAGCAAGAGACUCGGCACGAGCACGAGCCCGAGUUCGAGCAAGAGCCAGAGCAUCGCUACCUUCUUCCACACCUUCCCGUGCUAGCGGCCGUGCCGCAGCCGCUCUCGAGCGCUGCAGACCCGCUCGACUUCCUGACCGGGCCCGGCCAUCCCAGCACGCCGCCCACAUCGCACCGCGCCUUCUCCUACGCUUUCGACGCGCCACGUCUCACGCCGUACCAGCACGCACGUGUGCUGCAGACUGCCGCAUCUGCAGCGCAGAGCUUCAGCAGCGCCGAAGAUCCGCUCGCUGCCUGCUCUGCUCUGCCGUCGCCGGCGGCGGAGCCAGACUCGGAGAUGCAGCAGGAGCGCGAGGACGAGCUGUGGCAGCCGCGCUGGCUCAGGCCUGAGCCGAAGAAGCGCUCGAGCCACGCAACGCCAAGCAGGAAGCAGAUGCAGGGCUUCUGGAAGCCGCGGGCGCUCUAGGCCAUCUCGAGACGCCUCCGUCCCUCUCGCCUCGCCUUCUCUCAUGUACUCACAUUCUCCAUUUCGCUUCUUCUCUUCACGUCGCGUGUCACCUGAGAUACCAAUCGAUCACAUUCUCGAC